CCUCCAUGCGUGCCAUAAUUGUAGUCUACUCGUCUACUGCCAAUGUUUGCUACGUGUAGUAAGGCAAUCAUCGUCAAGCCAAGAGUCAUGUCUCCUUUCCGUUUGCGAAUCGUUCAGGCGCUGUUGUUGGGUUUGGAGGUCGUGGUGGCCGUGACACUCCUAGCCUUGUUCGGAUUUGCGUAUUCAAAUCAUUUUAGGUCCGGCUUAUGGGAGGAAGGAGGCGCUCAGGAAUGGAAUUCUGAUCCACGACUGCGGAUAUACUUUUACGCCAACCAUCGCGAGCCGCCCGAGAUCCCGCUGAUAUGGUCUCAACGCCUAGCGGCAUCAAAUCUCUCCAUAGCAGUCCUCACCGUGUUUGUACUCGUUACACGCCUCGCUCUGUUGCGCUUGAGCUAUAUGCCAGAGUACACCAGCAUUCUCUACGACCUUUUGCUGUUUUCGCUCUGGGCCAUCAGCCUCGCGGGUCAGUCAUCGGGGGACUACAGUGACCCCAAGCAUAUUUGUGCCCAUCCUUGGUAUCUCAUACAUGGGUGUGCCAAGAUAUCGGGACAAAAUCGCGCCUAUUGUCGCCUGGCGCAGGCGGGCUUCGCCUUCACUCUCUUGGCCUUGGCGAUAUAUGGGUCAAGGCUUCUCCUAUCCGCCUACGGGAUUGUGAAAGCGAGAGAUAGUCAAAAAGAGUACGAAGACCUGGCGUGGGGCGCGGAGAGCAGUGACCUAGAAUGGGCCUCCGAGCGAGAGGAGAAGAGACGCUGGUGGCUGGAUCAGCCACUGAGCCCGGUGCUCGCGUUUUUCCCUGAGACAUCCCGAUGACUGCGGUUUGGUGAAUUAUGUUUCAUGGUUUUCGGUUCAGGGUUCUGCUGGAUUUUUGGCAUUGGAAGUAGUGCGAGUGCGACUGCGCAAUUUCUUUGGAACGUAUAUGCGAUUUUGUAACGAGGUAUGCAAACAGUGGUCAGGGUUGAGGCAUGACGGCAUUUGCGACGGGGUGUCAUGAUUGCAGCAAACGAGGACAUGAAUAGUUCACGACAUUACAUUUUCCCCGUAUGCAAAUGCAAACCCUACCUACAUGAUUUUGUCGGUGUGCGGCCAUUAACUACACCCGCGAUGAGUGAGUGCGUCCACCGGUUGGUGUUGAUUGUCGUGCUUGAGCAGAAAACAACACUACGUUUAGUCUGCGUCAAUGUGUAGCACAUAUCAUACUGUCCCUCAGAAC
Messenger RNA from Purpureocillium takamizusanense, 1210 nucleotides. RefSeq lists its product as uncharacterized. The coding region runs from base 43 to 810 and encodes 255 amino acids. The transcript has 2 exons. The record is from RefSeq and is a predicted model, not a curated record. NCBI's taxonomy places the organism in Eukaryota, Fungi, Ascomycota, Sordariomycetes, Hypocreales, Ophiocordycipitaceae.